This is a messenger RNA of Stylonychia lemnae, 3261 nucleotides long. NCBI's taxonomy places the organism in Eukaryota, Ciliophora, Spirotrichea, Sporadotrichida, Oxytrichidae. The record is from the annotation of a GenBank genome assembly.
AUGGCAUCUUUAAAGCCUAACAAUAACGGUAAUCCUGCAAAGAAAAUAGACAAUAAAGUAAAACCUAAAGAUAUUAAAAAGAAGACAAAGUUUUCUACUGACUAGGAAGAGGAGGGUGAUUAAGAUUAUGGUGAUGAAGAUAAUAAUGAUGAUCAAUGGUUUAGCGAUUCCUCUAACUCAGAUAAUGAGGAUGAAUCAAAAGAGGAAAGAGAGCCUCGACUUAUAAUGUAUGCAGCCUUUACCUAGUAUGAUGUAGUCAAGGAGGUGGGUAAAAUGAUCUUUAACUAUCAUCUGACAAAAAAUGAUCAGAAAGAUUGGGAUAUUGCUUGGUUUGAUGGAGCUAUCUCUCUUAAGCUUCUCUAGAGAAUGUGGCCUCAUCAGAGGACUAAUCACUUUCCUGGUAUGUAUAAUUUAGCAAGGAAGAACUGCUUAGGCAGGCAUCUAAUGCGAAUGCAGAAAUGGUUUCCAACUGAUUACGAUUUCUUCCCUCAAACGUACAUGUGCCCCACUGACUACAAAGAGUUCAAAUCAUAAAUCACUGCCAAGAGAAAUAAAACUUUUAUUGUCAAGCCAGAAGCUUCUUGCUAGGGUAAAGGUAUCUUCCUUACUAGAAACUUUGAGGAUCUUGAUCCUAAUGAGCACUAUGUGGUUUAGAGGUAUAUGCACAAACCAUACCUUAUUGAUGGCUACAAGUUUGACCUUAGAAUAUAUGUCAAUCUCGCUGGAGUGAAUCCACUAAGAAUAUACAUUUACAAAGAUGGCUUAGCGAGAUUUGCAACUGUUCCAUAUGAGUCACCUACCCCUUAGAAUCUGUCGAAUCUGUUUAUGCAUUUAACUAACUAUGCAAUCAAUAAAGAUAGUGAAAAUUUUGUGGUUAAUACUGAUGAAAAUCAAGAUGACGUUGGAAGUAAGAGAUCUUUUACGUCUGUUCUGAGAAAAAUAGCUGAAGAGUUUGGAGAGGAAAAAUGUGAGGAAGUCUUUGAGGGUAUCAAAGAUCUAAUCAUUAAAACGUUAUGUAUUGCCUAGCCAUACCUGUAGCAUUUGUAUCACAGUUGCUAGCCAGAUGAUUUAGAGAACUCAAUGUGUUGCCAAGUACUUGGCUUUGAUGUGAUGCUUGAUCAUACCUUAAAGCCACAACUUUUAGAGGUCAAUUAGAGUCCAAGUUUCACAACUGACUCACCUUUGGAUUAUAAAAUUAAAAAAGCUUUGAUAACUGAUACUAUAAAGCUGUGGAACCUAAGCAUAAAGAGAAAGCUUAGGACUAAAGGCAAUAAAAGAGCAGAAAUGCAACGAAGAUUACUUAAGAAUAAUAACUAGGUAACUUUACCAAUUAGAGACUAAAAAAAUAAUGAGAAGGGUAAGGAGAGUAAAGUAGAGGAGAAAAAGGACGAAAAGAUUGAAGGAGUUGAGUAGACUCCAAAGCCUGCAAUCAACCAGAAAGUUGCGCCACCUAAAUCACCAAAGAAUGACAAAAGACUGCUUAAACAGCAACUAAUUGAGGAAAGAGAAUAAUAACGAAAAAAGAAAAUGCUCCAGCGAGAAAAAAUUGAAAAAGAACUUCAAGGCGAUUACAUCUUGAUGUAUCCAUUAGUAUCUUACGAAGAAGAGUUUUAAAUUCUGGAUGAAAUAAAAGCAAAAGAGGAGCUUAACAUCAAAUCUAAUGUGACUGAAGAAGAUGAGCAAGAAAUUGGGAAGGAGUAUGGGCCACUUUGGCAGAAAUAAUAGAGAUAUCUACAAUACAUGGAGAAAGCAAAGUAGCUUUGGGAAUCUUUCACUUAGGGUAACGCAGCGAAUAAAAAGAAAAAGGAGCUAGAGUAAAAAGAGUAAGAAGAGAAGAUAAAGAAGGAGUAAAUAAAGAAAAAGCAGUUGAUGAUGCAAAAACUUAGGAAGUAGCAUGAAGAGCGAAGAAUGAAAGAAGAAGAAGAUAGGAAACAGCAAUAUGAGUUUAUGAUGGCAUAUCAAGAGAGAUAUCGCUAAGAAUAAGCAAAGAUGGUAAAUAAUCAAAUUCAUCACGAUGAGCCACUUACUGCAUUCAGUUACUCUCAGACCCAGGAUACUAGAUACUUAAAUUAGCAGGAUAAAUCCUUAAAUUAUAUGAAUCAAAACUAAAAUCACAUACCUAUUAAAGGGACAUAAAAUGGAUAGCAAGGGAUUUUUUCUUCUAGAAAUAUGAUGACCUAUGAUAGUUAGCAAUAAAAGAUAAUCUCUCACCAAAUAAUUGAGUUUCAACCUCAGAUUAACUUUUCUGCAAAGACAACUCUUAAAGACAAACUUAGUUAGGAUGCUAGAAUGACUUUAGACACUAGAAGAGUUGAUUCGUCACAGAAUCAAAUGCACGCAAAUUUCCAUUUACCUGAAGUGGGUAAAGCAGCCUUUUCUAUUAAGAAGCAAGUUCAUGAAGAUUAUGCGAAACUUACUGCGGCUAAUCAAGACCAUGACACUUCUCUCCCAGCAGUACCUGCCUUGACAUCUGGAUCACAAAAAAGAAAAGAUACUCCUAGUGAUAGUUAAUCACAAUCUUAUAAGCCUCCCCUCAAUGUAUCCUCAAAUUAGAAAAGACAAGAAUCAGGUUCUUCUUCCAGAUUAGUAAACAAAAAAUAAUCUAUAACCUAAGUCAUAAAUAACAACUAAAUUGCAACAAACCUCAAACUUAACGAACUGCUUUAGCUAUCAGCAAAUCAGUACUACUUGAACAAUAACCCACUUGGUCACUAAAUUCCAACUAAUCAAAAUGGCAGUAAACAGUCAAACAUUUAGCCUCAAAUAAUUCAAAAUAAGAUAAAUGAUACGUAGAUUAAUGGUGUAAGUCAUUAUUAAAUGCCUGCUAAUUAUGAGCUUAUCAGAAGUUUAUCAUUAGAUAGGAAGGAACUUCCAUCAAUCGGAUAAAGCUAAAUUGUGAAGAGUUCUCACUCUGCUUAGAAUUCAUAAUAAAGUAUAAAGUAAAAUAUCUAAAGCAAUCAAAUACAGCAGCAAUUGACAAAGAAAGCCCCGCCAAAAACUCAUAAGAGUGAAGUACUUACUGAUCCAGGAAUAUCACUAGGAGUGGUUGGUGAAAGAAAAGUACUAAUUAAUACUCAGUAGCAGUCAAGUGAUAUGUAUGCUGGAUUCUAUAAGAAAAAUAAGGCUCUCAACGUGAAAGAUAAGUCCCUUAGUAACAUUAGAAUUGGAAUAAACCCAGGUAUCAAUCAUAUUGGCAAUCUGAAUAACGGUGGAGGGCCUAAUUAUAUCAACACAAGUGAAUUAUAUAAAUUGACGCAUUGA